Molecule: messenger RNA, 144 nt
Organism: Diversispora eburnea
Lineage: Eukaryota; Fungi; Glomeromycota; Glomeromycetes; Diversisporales; Diversisporaceae
Source: the annotation of a GenBank genome assembly
UUUGAAGAUGAAAAGAAUCAUGACAAAAACGAAUUAUCAUUUCUUGACAUUAUUAUUGGACGUAUUCCCAAUUCAUUAUACAAUACUAUAUCAUCACAAACACAAAAUAAAAGAGAAGUAUUCAAAAUUUUUGAAGAGACAAUG